Papaver somniferum (opium poppy) is the source of this 2394-nucleotide messenger RNA. RefSeq names its product wall-associated receptor kinase-like 10. The record is from RefSeq and is a predicted model, not a curated record. Gene Ontology annotation, molecular function: polysaccharide binding; ATP binding; calcium ion binding. The coding region runs from base 76 to 2241 and encodes 721 amino acids. The transcript is spliced from 3 exons. Gene Ontology annotation, cellular component: plasma membrane. Gene Ontology annotation, biological process: protein phosphorylation; cell surface receptor signaling pathway. Lineage: Eukaryota; Viridiplantae; Streptophyta; Magnoliopsida; Ranunculales; Papaveraceae.
AUUUAUAGGUGACAUAUAUUCAAUUUGGAGAUAAUCAAAUAUCUGCUUUCCCCUUCAGAAAUUAAAAUCAGCAACAUGGCUUUUCAUGUUGCAGUGAAGUUUCAGCGUUUCGUCUUAUUACUAUGUCUGCAAUUAGUCUCUGCAAAAAUGGCGGUUGCUGCUUCCCGUCCAAUAGCGAAGCCUGGUUGCCCAGACAAGUGUGGGAACGUUAGCAUACCUUAUCCAUUUGGUAUGGGUGAUGGUUGUUUCCUAGAUCAAUGGUUUCAAAUACUAUGUAAAAAGAAUCACCUCGGUCACCUCAAGCCAACAACGGUCUUCAGUGAUUAUAAUGUCUCAGAUAUAUCAGUACUCGACGGCUACAUGACGACCGAUGUCUACACUUUCACCAAUUGCUCCGGCAACCAGACAAAAAAUUAUGGUUACUGGUCGCCCCAUCUGCGCAAAUACUUUAAAUUCACUAUCUCUACAACGAGAAACAAGUUCAUAGCUAUCGGUUGCAACACCUACGCGUAUUUAAAACAAAGGGGGAAUGUAUAUACUGCAACAAAAUGCGUGACAACCUGCAGUACAUCAAAAGAUGCCAGAACUGAUGGGUCUUGCACUGGUGGUAUCGGCUGCUGCUACUCCUCCAUUCCAACUGGAUUAACAGGAUAUGGCAUAGAAGUUAAUGCCCGUGAUGAUUUGCCUAAAAUUGAUACGUGUAAAUAUGGGUUUUUAGCUGAAGCAAAUUCUCUUAAAGUUUCCUCGUCAUUUAUGAAGGAUCUCAAAAAUAGUGGAACUGGCAUGGUUCCGGUUGUGGUAGAUUGGAGUAUCGGUUACGAGACAUGCGAUGGCGUAAUAAAUUCAACGCUAUAUGCAUGUGGACCUCAUACUGACUGUAUACAAAGCACUGUUUCAGGGUAUCGCUGUAGUUGUAAAAGUGGAUAUGAAGGGAAUCCGUACUUCAACGACACCAAGAGCGGUGGUUGUCAAGACAUUAAUGAAUGCCUCGUAUUAAGCCCGUGCGGAAAUGGAUAUUGCUCCAAUGAACAGGGGAGCUAUACUUGUACUUGUCCAGCUGGUACAAAUCCAGGACGAAGCAGUGAUCAAAAAUUUAUUUGUACGCGUGAAAGACGAACACUUCCGGUAUAUGUGGUUGUACCAUUAGGUAUUGGAGUAAGCAUAGUCAUAUUAUUUAUGGUUGCAAUGGGCUAUUGGUUAUACAUUAGAUUUGAGAAGAUAAAGCAAAUGAAACUGAAGGAGAAGCACUUCACAAGAAAUGGAGGUUUGUUGUUAAAUCAAAAGAUCACUUCAAAUACGGGUAGAGUUGAAAGGGCCGCCAAAAUCUUUGUAGCCCAAGAACUGGAGAGGACAACAGAUAACUUCAACCCAAAUAGAAUAAUUGGCAAAGGAGGCUUUGGUACUGUGUUUAAAGGAAUGCUAUCGAACGGUGAGAUAGUGGCAAUAAAGAAAUCUACAUUGGUGGAUGAGACCCAAGUUGCUCAAUUCAUUAACGAGGUUGCUAUUCUUUCGCAAACCAAUCACAGGCACAUUGUUAAAUUGUUAGGUUGUUGCUUAGAGACACAUGUUCCAUUGCUGGUAUAUGAGUUUGUCUCUAAUGGAACACUCUCUUACCAUCUCCAUUCAAAGGAAGGCGACAGCGAGUCAUUGAUUUCAUGGAAGGAUCGUGUAAGGAUCGCAUCUGAGGUAGCAGGAGCACUUGCAUAUUUACACUCAGACGCUUCAAUACCAAUCUAUCAUAGAGACAUAAAAACCACCAAUAUACUCUUGGAUGAAAAAUACAGCGCUAAAGUCUCUGACUUUGGGAUUUCUAGAUCAGCCCCGGUGGAUUCAACCCAUUUAACGACACUUGUGCAAGGAACCUUUGGUUACUUAGACCCCGAAUAUUUUCAUUCAGGACAGUUCAACGACAAGAGUGAUGUCUAUAGCUUCGGAAUAGUUCUUGUGGAACUGUUAACGGGAGAACAAGCACUUUCUCAAAUCCGACACGGAGAAGAGAGGAGUUUAGCAUUACAUUUCGUAAAAUCGGUGAAAGAAAACCGUCUGUCAGAAAUACUAUAUGCUCGGGUUCUUAACGAAGGAGAAAUAGAGGAUGUUUUUGUUGUCGGUAAACUUGCCGAAAACUGCUUGAAAUACGUUGGAAGGAAGAGGCCGACCAUGAAAGAAGUAUCACUAAUUUUGGGAGGGUUGCAUGAGAAACUUUCAAAAUACUCAGCCUGCGUAGAAGGUCGAACAAAUUAAAUUUAGUACAGUCGGAUGGUUCAGCAUUUAAGCUGGCAUCACUAUAUUGUGUUUGCUUGGGAAGUAAUACUCUCUUCGUCCCACGUGUGUGCAUAUAUAUAUAUAUAUAUAUGCGGGAAAUUGCGAAUUAAUAAGAAAAUAUUUUGGUUUUAA